Thalassophryne amazonica is the source of this 1270-nucleotide messenger RNA. It is a transcript of the gene arhgdig, whose product is annotated as Rho GDP dissociation inhibitor (GDI) gamma. The transcript is spliced from 6 exons. Lineage: Eukaryota; Metazoa; Chordata; Actinopteri; Batrachoidiformes; Batrachoididae. Gene Ontology annotation, molecular function: Rho GDP-dissociation inhibitor activity; protein binding. The record is from RefSeq and is a predicted model, not a curated record. Gene Ontology annotation, biological process: Rho protein signal transduction. Gene Ontology annotation, cellular component: cytoplasm; cytosol; membrane. Bases 202 to 873 code for a protein of 223 amino acids.
UUUUGCCUCCCCUCUGCCUCCUGUGUGAUUUCCUCGGGAGAGGAGAUGCUGGCCUGACCCCUGUUUUCACUCCUGUGGAUACUCUUUAAUCUCUGCUGAUUUUUCCCCCCUAUCUUGCUACCUGUGGAGGUUCCUGUCGCUGGUCUCGUGGUUCCUGUGCAGCCAGCUGUGGCACAGAGUGCAGCCCCACACUGAGGCACCAUGCUGGGACUGGAUGUGUGUGAGUUUGGGGGUCAGGUGCUGGAGCUGCUCUGGUUGACAGUAUGCUACAGAGGUUUGAUGUCUGACAAGGAGACGAUGUCUUUUGAUGAGGAAGAUGAUGAGAGACAUCUCAACUACAAACCACCGUCCCAGAAGUCUUUGCAGGAGAUUCAGGACAUGGACAACAAUGAUGAAAGUCUGGUUAAAUACAAGCAAACCCUAUUGGGGGCGUGGCCUCUGGUGACAGAUUCCUUUGGGCCCAACGUCCAGGUGACCAGACUGACCCUCCUUUGCAAUGACGCUCCUCAACCAAUCACCAUGGACCUGACAGGAGACCGGGAGGCUCUGAAGGAAAAGAGCUUCUCCAUAAAGGAAGGUGCAGAGUACAGAAUGAAGAUACACUUCAAGGUUAACAAAGAGAUCGUUGCUGGCUUGAAGUACAUGCAUGUGACCACAAGGAGAGGAGUCAAAGUGGAGAAGGUGGUGUACAUGGUGGGAAGUUAUGGCCCGCGAGAAGAGGAACAUGAGUUUGUAACCCCACUUGAUGAGGCGCCAAAAGGCAUGGUGGCACAGGGCAGAUAUCAGAUCAAGUCUCGCUUCAUCGAUGAUGACUAUAAUACCCAUUUGUGCUGGGAGUGGAAUAUCGAUAUCACCAAGGACUGGAAUGAAUGAAGCUGGUGGUUCUUCUUUCUCUUCUCUCUUCUCUUCUCUCACAUGUUUUCUUCACCUCUUUUAUUCCUGCCCCUCUUGAGCCUUUUUCCAAACAGGAUGUUGUGUCGGAAAGAUUCUACAAAACCUCAAAUUCAAGGACAACAGUUUUUGAUCAUUUAAAGGGCUCAUAUCACAUAACCUUUUAACAACUACUUUAGAUUAUAGCCAAAAACACAAGAAAACUGAGCACCCAACCACACACACAAUAGAGCCAAAUGAUCCAGUGGUGUAAAUUAUACUAAUUUAUCAUCAAUUUACUGACAUUAACCCCUUGAAUAUAUGACGACAUUGACGUCUGUUACUGCUCUUGUUUAUAUUAUUUCAUCCAUCAAUAUGUACAUGGGAAAAAAUGAUUAUA